AUGACUACGUUUCUGAAUAAGCAAAAAUAUUUUGUCAUUUUUGUUGUAUUAAUUACUUACCAUAUUUUCCUUCCAACACAAGCUAGAAAGAUAAAACCAUCGUUUGAAGGACAAGUAAAAAAUCUCAAACCUACCAUCCAAGCAUUUAAAACCAAUGUUAAUGCUCCUUCUCCCACAUUUGAGAGCAAAUUUGAUACCUCCUUGAUGCCAUACAAAAUUGUUGCAAGUAUCGGAGAUUCAAAUGGAGACACGGAUGCUUUCCGGCCCACAACACCGGGAAGUAGUCCUGGUGUUGGUCACAGAAAAUUUGGAGAAGAUAAAGAUAUGAAGGUAGUUGAGAGUCCAAAUAUUUAA
Vicia faba (fava bean) is the source of this 354-nucleotide messenger RNA. NCBI's taxonomy places the organism in Eukaryota, Viridiplantae, Streptophyta, Magnoliopsida, Fabales, Fabaceae. The record is from the annotation of a GenBank genome assembly.